AUGGUUUCGUUUCGCACUCUUCUUUCGACUCUCGCCAUACUUGCGACUGCAGAAUGCAGUAUCAACUGGAAACCCUGCAACCCGCGUGAAUUCGAUUCAAGCGCUCUGCCUGUACCGUUUCAAUGCGGAACACUAGACGUGCCCUUCGACUACACCUCUCGCAACAGCAGUGAGAAGCUAAAGCUCAAGCUGCUGAAGGCGCCUGCGCCGUUGAAAUCAAAGGGGACAAUCUUGUUCAACAUGGGCGGUCCAGGUGUCAAGAAUCGAGAUGACUUCGCCGGGAUUGCUCCUACCUUUAUCCCCUUAACUGGUGGCCAACAUGACUUGGUUAUCUUUGAUACACGCGGAACUGUUGACACUGUCCCAUUUUCGUGCUACGAUGAUCAAAUCGAAGCGUUUAACUCUUUUCUCGGCAUGGCGCCCGCCAAUGAAUCAGAUACUUCAGUGGGGAGACUAUGGGCUCGUGCAGCGGCCGAUGCAGAGGCCUGUUUGGAACACUCGGCCAAAAACGGGAGCGUUAUAACAACCGCUUUUGUGGCAAGGGAUUUAAUGUCCGUUGUUGAUGCCCUGGAAGAAGACGGCCUGCUGAGAUACUGGGGUCUUUCAUAUGGCACGACCCUCGGCGCGACUGUGGCUGCAAUGUUCCCUGAUCGUCUCGAUAAGGUUAUCCUCGACGCUGUACAGAAUGUUCACGAAUACUAUCAUGCACAGGCAAAUUAUGAAGAAUGGGAAGUGUCUGAUGAAAGUUUCUCGGACAUCUUUUCCGAAUGUGUCAAAGCUGGACCCGAGCGCUGUCUACUGGCCGCACACAAUAAGACGGCCGAGGAGUACGAAGCCGCCGCUUAUGAACUCUUGGAAAUCGUCAAGUACCAGCCAAUUCCUGUGGGCAAACUGGUAUUGGAUUAUUCAACAGCCAAGGGCAUCUAUGCCACAGCCACUUACUCACAGCGUUCCUGGGAGCUCACGACAACCCUUGUUGAUAGCAUCAUGUUUGGCGCCGACACCCCACUUGACGCUGUUCUAGGAACAUCGUCGGCUAAUCUGACUGCCGAAACUGCUCCAGGCUUCAUAGCCGGUGACAUUAGCCUGGCGGGAAUUUACUGCUCAGACAACCAAAGACGCACGCAGAGUCUUGACGACUUUGCUCCCGUGAUCGAUAAGCUUUACGACACCAGCAAAAUCAUGGGAGAUCUUGGUGUGGGCUCGUACAUGCGAUGCCAGCAGUGGAAGAUCGAGCCCAAGGAGACCUACAGGGGUAGCUUUGAGCAUAUACAAACCAGAAAGCCUCUAUUAGUCAUUGGAAACACCCUCGACGGACACACACCGCUCAAAUCUGCAUAUAACACCAGUUCGAUCUUUGAAGGAAGCUCGGUCUUGGAAUUGGACGGCAAUGGCCAUGGCUCCACCGCUGUUCCUUCUGAAUGUGGGCUGAAGGCCAUUUCUGCUUACUGGGUGAAUGGAACGCUACCUGAGAAUGGCACAAGAUGCCCCAGGGAUGUCGAGCCGUUCACGAAAGAUUGGUGGCCCGAGGUUUUCAAAGCUGCUGGUGUCAAUGAAACAUGGAUCAAGGCGGGUAACCCAGCUUGA
Aspergillus puulaauensis is the source of this 1587-nucleotide messenger RNA. Its product is annotated as alpha/beta hydrolase. Lineage: Eukaryota; Fungi; Ascomycota; Eurotiomycetes; Eurotiales; Aspergillaceae. The coding region runs from base 1 to 1587 and encodes 528 amino acids. The record is from RefSeq and is a predicted model, not a curated record. The transcript has 4 exons.